Ziziphus jujuba (common jujube) is the source of this 956-nucleotide messenger RNA. Its product is annotated as ubiquitin-conjugating enzyme E2 4. Gene Ontology annotation, biological process: ubiquitin-dependent protein catabolic process; protein polyubiquitination. The coding region runs from base 235 to 786 and encodes 183 amino acids. NCBI's taxonomy places the organism in Eukaryota, Viridiplantae, Streptophyta, Magnoliopsida, Rosales, Rhamnaceae. The transcript has 7 exons. Gene Ontology annotation, molecular function: ubiquitin conjugating enzyme activity. The record is from RefSeq and is a predicted model, not a curated record. Gene Ontology annotation, cellular component: nucleus.
AUUUAGAGAAUUUAGGAAAAGAUCGAAAAACCAAAAAAAGCUAAUGCCAAAGUGCCAAAAAGGGUGGGUGUGCACGUAUAGAGGAGAGGAAUCUUGAAAGGAAGAAAGAGUUGUACAAGGAACUCUUCUAUCAUCCUUCUUCUCCUUCUUUCUCUCUCUCUGUCUCUCAACCCAUAGAAACCAGGAAAAAUAAGAAGAAGAGCAAAAUAUUGCUUUAGGAAACAAAAACAAAUCAUGUCUUCCCCAAGCAAACGCAGAGAGAUGGACUUGAUGAAACUGAUGAUGAGUGAUUACAAGGUAGAGAUGAUCAAUGAUGGCAUGCAAGAGUUCUAUGUAGAUUUUCAUGGGCCCAGUGAUAGUCCUUAUCAUGGAGGUGUAUGGAGGAUAAGAGUCGAACUACCAGAUGCUUAUCCCUAUAAAUCUCCAUCAAUAGGAUUUAUUAAUAAGAUCUACCACCCAAAUGUUGAUGAGAUGUCAGGUUCUGUUUGUUUAGAUGUUAUCAAUCAAACCUGGAGCCCCAUGUUCGAUCUGGUAAAUGUGUUUGAAGUAUUCCUGCCACAACUUCUUCUGUAUCCCAACCCAUCAGACCCUCUGAAUGGAGAAGCUGCUGCAUUGAUGAUGCGUGAUCGCACUGCUUAUGAACAAAGAGUUAAAGAAUACCGUGAGAAGUAUGCCAAACCAGAAGACAUAGGAGCCAUCCCAGAAGACAAAUCAAGUGAUGAGGAAUUGAGUGAAGAUGAUUCUGAUUCCAGUGAUGAACAAGUGGCAGGCCAAGCAGAUCCAUAGGUGGUUCCUGGUCUGUACUUUCUGUAACUCUAUCUGUACAUAAUGUUUAAAGUUUCUCGCAAAUUCAUCCAAAACUCCAACGAGGACUCUAUAUUGGGUAGGGGAAAGAAUUUCCUCAUCCUUGUGUAUUUGCUUUCUCACUGUAAAUAAAAUGUACUAUUGGUUUCAAA